This is a messenger RNA of Anarrhichthys ocellatus (wolf-eel), 2453 nucleotides long. RefSeq names its product germ cell nuclear acidic peptidase (gene gcna). The transcript has 13 exons. The coding region runs from base 193 to 2016 and encodes 607 amino acids. Gene Ontology annotation, cellular component: nucleus. NCBI's taxonomy places the organism in Eukaryota, Metazoa, Chordata, Actinopteri, Perciformes, Anarhichadidae. The record is from RefSeq and is a predicted model, not a curated record.
GCUGUAUCUCUAUGAUGGUGGGCGUGGACAUAACGUCCUCUUGUCAUAUAAACCCGCUUCGAUUGGUCGAAUGUGUUCAUCGACAACUUCCGGUCUAAUGGAGCACAAUAUUUGAAUUUACCAUCGUUUAGCUCGGUUUGUCAUCCCUACGUCUUGUAUUUACAGCAGACGCGAAUUUGAGCAGGGGAAACAAUGAAUGAUGAUACCCGCAAACUAUUUCAAGGAGUUGCUAAGAAGAUGGGCUGGGCUGACGAGGGAGGACUGGACACAGCAGAAAAAAAGCUGAUGAGCUCGAUUGGUAAAACUCGAAAUAUUGCCACGAGAGGGCAUCGAUCGGUGGAUCACUCGGCCUCUCCGGUCCAGCUUUCCCGCUCUGAUAGUGAAGAUAACUCGGAGAAGGAGAACCAAUACUUCAAGAGCAACGGCUACAGAAACAAGCCCUUGAUUGAGUCCAGCGAUGAGGAUUUUGACCAAUUUCUUGUGGGAAGGGCUACACCGAAGACCAAACCUGCCUCACUGAAGCCACGUAGUGUUGCAAAGAAAGUCAGUUUAAAUGUUGUUGUGGUGAGCUCGGACGAUGACGACGGUUUCGAGACAUUUCUGCAACGAGUGAAAACCCCUAAUGUCAAGCCUAAGAAAAUAUCAGAGAGUGGGAGUGAAGAUAGCCUCAAAAAGUUCAUAGUGGAUGACUGCUCAUCAGAUGAUGACUUUAUUAAGACCAAACCAUCUUUUAAAGUGCCUAAGAAGAGCAACACUCCAGCAGCCCAGCUUCCACCGAGGAGACCGCUAUCUCACUGUGACUCCCCAGUCUUCGUUAGUGACAGUGAUGAUGAUGAUGACGAUAAUAUUGUGGUCAAGAGCACUUGGAGGACUCGCCAUUUAAAACCUAAAACCCUGCCAAAGGCUAACAAGAAUAAUGCUCUGCGGUGUGAUGAAGAGGACAGUUCGCCACCGCUGCCUUUCCCUUCCGUCCAUUCUCCUUUUCCUUUUCCUCCCCACAAAACUCUAACAUCCCUGGCCUCUCCAAAACGCAAUCUAUCUGCACCUUCUAAGCUGAAUGAAUCAGACAGUUCUGAGGAGGAGUUCACAUCCCUGCUGGAGAGACUGAAAAAUAAAAACAAGUUCACUGGCACGACAUUCUCACCUAGGAGCACCCAUGUUCCUCCUGUAAAGACACCUGUAACACCAGCCUCUAAAUUAUUUGGGGAAACCCCUCUGAGUGUGACGACACCUGGAAAACCCAACAUCUUGAAGCCCACAGUGAGUCAGACAGAGCCCAGACACGGCCCCACCAGCAGGGUAGCACCGUGUAAGACCCCCGGGUGCUUCUUGCAGUCAUUAUCAAACCCUGGCUCCAGCUAUGGCCGCAAUUUCAAGCAGAACAAGGAAGAACUCACCAGUAGACUGUACCAGCUGUACAAUACCAGUGUGUUUGACAGUAAGCUCCCCAUCGAUAUGUCGGUGACUUGGAAUAAGAAGAUGCGGAAAACAGCCGGUUACUGUAUCACCGGUCAGGAGCGAGGUGGAGGGAACCGCUAUGGCCGCAUUGAACUGUCGGAGAAAGUCUGUGAUUCUGCAGAUCGUCUCAGGGACACGCUGAUUCAUGAGAUGUGUCAUGCUGCAACCUGGCUGAUCAAUGGCGUGAGGGACGGCCACGGAAACUUCUGGAAGCUGUAUGCUCGCAAGUCCACUAUGGCGCAUCCUGAGCUGCCCAUGGUCACCCGCUGCCACAGUUACGACAUCAAGUACAAAUUCCAGUACCAGUGCACCCGCUGCCAGAACACGAUCGGGCGUCAUUCCAAGUCACUGGACACGCAGAGGUUCGCGUGUGCCCUCUGCAAAGGACAACUUGUCUUACUGACGUCUGCCAAGCCGCGGGCCCCCACACCUUUUGCCAACUUUGUCAAAGAGAAUUACGGGACUGUACGACAGGGGCUAACGGGACAAAGCCACGGGGAAGUGAUGCGUAAACUCAGUGCAGACUUUGCCUCCAAGACUAAACUAAGUCAAAGCUGAGAUCCUGAUGCUCUCUGUACCUGCAGCCAUGGACUGAGCUGCACGUGUUCAAACCUGUUCACAUUCUGAAAUGCAGCUGUGACUAUUGAUAAUGAAUCUAUUUCAAUGUUUUCCAUGUAAUUUCUGUGUUCAUCAGCAUGUGAUUGUUAGACUGGGUCUACUGGCACUGAAAAACGAUCUGAGCCUAAACAUUAAGUUCAUUUUCCCGGGUGUGUGUGUGUGUGUGUGUGUGUGUGUGUGUGUGUGUGUGUGUGUGAGAGAGAGAGAGAGAGAGGCCGUGUCAAACAAUGAAAUUCAUCCCUGGUAUCUAAUAUUUGCUGGAAUCUUCCAGUGAUUGGCAUUGUACUGUACGGUAAACGUAUGAUUUUUAUCCAUGUAUUUUACUGGUUUUAUCUUCCUGUUAGGAACUCUAUAAAUAAAGAUUAAAUGUGACUGUA